Molecule: messenger RNA, 3381 nt
Organism: Cyprinodon variegatus (sheepshead minnow)
Lineage: Eukaryota; Metazoa; Chordata; Actinopteri; Cyprinodontiformes; Cyprinodontidae
Gene: six5
Product: homeobox protein SIX5-like
Exons: 5
Coding region: 265-3252 (995 amino acids)
Biological process (GO): regulation of transcription by RNA polymerase II
Cellular component (GO): nucleus; transcription regulator complex
Molecular function (GO): RNA polymerase II cis-regulatory region sequence-specific DNA binding; DNA-binding transcription factor activity, RNA polymerase II-specific
Source: RefSeq, a predicted model, not a curated record
UUGUAACAAUUGCUGAGCGUUUGAGACAAGAGGCCUACUGAGAGACUUUCACACUCUUCUGGAGAUAAUGCGAGCUUUACAGUCAAAUGAUAUAUGAAUGAUUAAGAUUUUUAACCCAGCCAUUGAUUCAGGGGCGUGUCAGCUCAUGGCUUGGAGGCACAUUAAAGAUGGAAAAACGCAGCUCUGUGGAAAGAGAGAGAGUGGGAGGGAGAGAGAGACGGGGAGGAGGAACUACUAGUGGAAAAAAAAAAAGUUAAAGUGAAAAUGGCUUCCUUGUCUUUAGAGUCUACAGAACAAUCUGACAAUAGCCCAGAAGAUCCGUCAGUAGCCGAGUCCAAAGAAGACAAAGAAAGCUCUCAUGUUUCGGAACAUUUGCUCCAAAGUUUCCAGAAGUCGGCCCUGAGUUUCUCCACAGACCAGGUUUCAUGCCUGUGCGAGGCCCUUCUGCAGGCGGGUAAUGUGGAUCGCCUGUGGAGCUUUCUCUCCACCAUACCUCCUUCGUCCGAGCUGCUACGUGGCAACGAGACGCUGCUGAAGGCCCAGGCGCUGGUGGCUUUCCAUCGGGAGGAGUUCAAGGAGCUGUACGCCAUCCUAGAGAGCCAUGACUUCCACCCGUCUAACCAUGGGUUCCUGCAGGACCUGUACCUCAAAGCCCGCUACAAGGAGGCAGAGAGGUCCCGGGGCCGCAGCCUGGGCGCAGUGGACAAAUACCGGCUCAGGAAGAAGUUCCCCCUGCCUAAAACCAUCUGGGACGGAGAGGAGACGGUUUACUGCUUCAAGGAGAAGUCCCGGAACGCUCUGAAGGAAUGCUACAAAAGCAACAGGUACCCCACUCCGGACGAGAAGAAAAACCUGGCUAAAGUAACCGGACUGUCCCUCACGCAAGUCAGCAACUGGUUCAAGAACCGCAGGCAGAGGGACAGGACCCCGUCCGGGACCCACAGCAAAAGCGAGUCAGAUGGGAACCACAGCACUGAGGACGAGGCGAUGGACGAAGCCACCGACAAACCAGAGGAGCCAACAAGCUCCACCACCUCCAUCAUCUCUGUCUCUGCGGUCCCCUGCAGCACGGGGGGCCAGCUUAUCCUCAAUGGCUCCAGCGGCUUCCUGGCAGCUUCACAGCCAUUGCUGCUGAACGGAAACUCCCUGAUCUCCAGUGCCGGGGCUGGUGUCAUAAUCAACGGGCUGAGUCUAGGUGACUGCCAGACGGUCACGCUGAGCCCUGUUGCAGCCAGCUCUCCUCUAAUCCUGAACGGGGCUCAGGUCAUAACCAAACCCGGGGUCAGCACGCAGCAGCACCAAGCGGCCUCUUCUAGAGCAGAACAGGAAGCGUCUGCUGUGGAGACCAAGACGGUUGUUCUGAGCACUAAUGGCGUUCAAGCUCCAGAACCUUCCACCAUAAUUUCUCCUCCACUUCAAACCAAAAUAAAAAGUGACAGCGACAUGGAUUUUAUGACCAGUUGCAAUUCAGAGGGAGGCAGCCAGACAGUAUCCCCGUCCUCUUCGUCUUUAUCGCCCUCCCCUCCAGCUCUGUCCUCUUCAACCAGUCUUCCAUCGCUUGUUUUAACCCAAAACCCUCAAGACCAAGAGUCUGUCUCCCUCCCAGCUUCUCUGCCCUCCUCAGGCUUGGUUAUCUCCAACUCUGCCAGUCAGCAGGGACCUUGGCCCUCACAGUUAACACCUUCUACAGUUUCUUCUAUCCACUCCACCCCUCACAUCAUCUCUUUGCCCCAAGUUGUGCCUUCAAUCCACUGUGCACCAGUCUCCCAACUGGUCCAGAGCUCUACAGGAGCCCAAUGCCCUCAGCUAGUCCCAGUAUCCCCACUCACCUCAGUGGCUCCACAGUUUCAAAGCCCUCACACUCAAAACAUAGGUAGCAGACCGCAAGAGCAGCAGCAAGAGCCCCCAACAACUAUAUCUGAAUCUGCUGCUGCUGUAGCUUCUGUUCCACAGCUUAACAACACUACCCUCCAGCACAUAAACCCCACCCCCAUCAAAGUUCAGCCUCCACAGGUUCUCUCCUUGUCUUCUCCUACACCAGGAGUCCCAGUGUCUCAAGCAAAAGGCAGUCCCUCUGCUCAGUUAGCCUCACUUUCAAUGCCUCAGCUGGUUCCUGUCUCCUCCAUCCAAACCUCCCCCAACUUCUCUUUCCCCCAGGUGGUGCCAGCCAGCCCGGCACUCUCCAUCCCCUCUGCUGGUGUGCCCUUGCAGAUCUUGGCUUCAUCCCCUGGAUCCGCAGGGCCUCCACAGAGCCCGCUCAGGAUAAACCAGCUGAGUCAGAUACAGAGAGUUGGGAACUCGACCAGCGUGGCCCCGGCUGUACAGCUCCUGAACCCUGGGAUCAUUCAGCUACCUUCUCCUUCCACAGGGAAUGUCGUUCUCGGUGGAAGCCCAUACCUGAGUGUGCAGCAGGGAAAGCUGAUCCUGACAAUCCCAGCAGGGAUCCAGCUCACCAGUUUACCCCUAAAACCAGUCCAAGAAGCAUCCACUGUCUCUGCAAACGGAGUGGCUGGACUUCUGAGUCCCUCCACUCCUCCUGUGGCCUGCCAGCCUCCACACAGCUCAGGCUCAAACUCCGGUGGACUAGCAGCUCCCCCUUUGAACUUCAUCAGCUCCUCGCCUCUGCUCUGUGCUCCUGACACCACCAGCAUCACCACCAGCCAGCCGCCGGUAGUCUCCACCUCUCCCACGCUAGACCAGUCCGUUACCAUGACGACACAAAGUGCGCUUACUCCAGAGAGCAUGCUGGCCCUUGGCCCCAUGUACAGCGGAGUAGCACCGAGCAUCCAGCUGUCCCAGCCGGCAUGGAACCCCGUCUCCCUCUCCACCUCAGCCAGUCUGACCCUGUUUGACAUGCGUGGGAAGGGAGAGCUACCUGUAGACCCCGCUUUAUUAGGUCUACCCGGAGGAGAGUCGCUCCUGCUGGGGAGCUCAUCUCUUGGAAGGGAAGAUGAAACCAGCUCUCCACUGAGGGACCCGGAUGAGAUGGAUGGGGAGCAGAAGAUUCUCACCCAGCUCCAAUCAGUCCCCGUGGAUGAAGACUUGGGAGAAAUCCCGCAGCGUGCUGAGGGAGUGGUACCACAGAAAGCCAUAUCCUUCCACCAGAGAGAAGAAGGAGCUGGCAGCGGCCACUGGCCUCACGUCCACUCAGGUCAGCAACUGGUUCAAGAACCGCCGGCAGAGAGACCGAAGCACCGAGAUUUCCAGUUUCCGAACUCCACUUGCUGGAGGACCUUCAGGAGAAAUGUCUGACCAUGAAGGUUCUCCUCAAAGCAGACCUCUGCCUCGGAGACGCCGCCCCUCACCCCCACGCUUGUAUCACCCUCCUCUUCAUCACUUGUGCCAAGAAUAUUAGAAUUGUAUUGAAUUACAAAGCAAAAC